Molecule: messenger RNA, 540 nt
Organism: Equus quagga
Lineage: Eukaryota; Metazoa; Chordata; Mammalia; Perissodactyla; Equidae
Product: butyrophilin subfamily 3 member A2-like
Exons: 3
Coding region: 1-540 (179 amino acids)
Biological process (GO): T cell receptor signaling pathway; regulation of cytokine production
Cellular component (GO): external side of plasma membrane
Molecular function (GO): signaling receptor binding
Source: RefSeq, a predicted model, not a curated record
AUGAAAAUGGCAAGUUGCCUAGACUUCCUUCUCCUUGACCUCCUUGUCGGCCUCAUCUUCUUCCAGCUGCUUACCCCCUGCUCAGCUCAGUUUUCUGUGAUUGGACCCACUGUAACCAUUCUGGCCAUGGCGGGUGAAGAUGUUGAUCUGCCCUGUCAUCUGCCCCUGAAAGUGAGCAUGGAGACCAUGGAGCUGAUCUGGGUGAGAUCCAGCCUUAGCGAAGUAGUAUACCAGUAUGCAAAUGGGCAAGAAGUGGAAGACAAACAGAUGGCAGAGUAUCGAGGGAGAACUUCGCUUUUAAGAGAUGGCCUCGCUGAAGGAAAGGCUACUCUCCGAAUUAGUAAUGUCAGAGCCUCUGACAGUGGAAACUACCUGUGUUAUUUCCAAGAUGGCAACUUCUCUGAAAUAACCCUGGUGGAGCUGAAGCCCUGGUCUCUCUCCUCAAGUCUGGUCUCUAAGCCCCUCAUUGAAAUGAAGGGCCAGGAGGAUGGGGGCAUCUGGCUGGAGUGCACAUCUGUAGAGUGGUACCCAGAGCCCUGA